AUGCAUUUUCCCACUGUUCUCGCCAGCAUCGCUGCCUUCUCCUCAGCCGCCAUUGCAGCCCCUCCAAAGGAAAAGCCUUACGUCGGUGUCGCAAUCAUGACAGUCAACGCACCCAUCAGCGGCGAACACAGCACUCUUCCUCAAAACGUCCCACUUGGCGUCCUCACUCAUCAGGACGGUGUCCAAAUCACCGAGCUCGAGAUCGUCAACGCUUUCUCAACUGUCAAGGGGGUCAAGGCCCCUAAGAAUGACCAGAUUGUUUGUCAAAUGUACAAGGACCAGUACGGGACUCUUCCUGGCAGCGCCGAGUUUACGGUUGAAAAUCCCGCCGUGAUCAGCACAAACUCUGUUGCUCUUGGUUGGAUUCUUUGCCGUGUUAAGGCUUCUUCUUAG
Messenger RNA from Fusarium poae, 393 nucleotides. RefSeq lists its product as uncharacterized. The transcript has a single exon. The coding region runs from base 1 to 393 and encodes 130 amino acids. The record is from RefSeq and is a predicted model, not a curated record. Lineage: Eukaryota; Fungi; Ascomycota; Sordariomycetes; Hypocreales; Nectriaceae.